GCAGUGACAGAAAAUAAGAAAGAGAAGGGUGUGGCCUACCCAAAUGACGGGUUAUGAAAUAAAAUGGAGAGGAGAGGAGAGGAGAGGAGAGGAGAGAGAGUCUAAACCUAAAACCCUUCCUUUCUUUCACUUCCCGCCCUCAUGAGGGAAAGCAAACAGAAACACAAACAGAGACAGAAACACAUUUGCUCGGUGUGUCAGUGAAAUGCAUAAACUUGUACGCCCUUCUUCUUCACUCCCUUUCCUCUCUGUGGCUACCCCUUUUCUCUCGUUAGCCAAAGUUGGAGCAAUGGCAGCUUCUGGGUCUUCCCUUGUUCCCUCUCUCUCCGAUAAGAACCGUUUUGUUCUCAAAUCCACUUUCUCUUCUCGCUAUUUGGCCAACACCAACACCAACACCAAAACCAACACCAACACCAAAGCCAACACGUGCUGUUUCUGUAACAGGAAUAGGACGCAACCCCUUCUCCUUAAGAACUCUCCAAAGGCCUCUCUGCAUUCGGCUUCAGACGCCUCGUUCCUCACCAGCCCUAAUCCUAACCCUUUCGAGGGCUCAGCGAAUGAUGAUUUUGCAGAGAGCAACGACGCAAAGGAGAAGAAGGUCUUCAGCUUCAGGCUAAAUAGGAGGCAAAAGGCUUCUUCCUCUCCCGUUCCCUCAAAUCCUGAUUUGUUGGCCAUUCCCGGUGUGGGCCCCAGAAAUUUCCGAAAGCUCGUUCAGAAUGGUAUUGCUGGCGUUGCCCAACUCAAGCAACUCUAUAAGUUCUUUGGCAAAUCUAGCGACAAGAUGGUUGAGUAUCUGCAGAGUUCGGUUGGGAUAAUCCACAAGAACCAUGCUGAAAGUAUAACUACUUUUAUUAAAAAUAGUGUGGAUGAGGAAUUGGAAGAUAAUUCCUCCUCUGUGCAGCGGCAGCAGAAGAAACGGCUAACGUUCUGUGUUGAGGGUAAUAUCAGUGUUGGCAAGACUACCUUCCUUCAGAGAAUAGCCAACGAAACGAUAGAAUUGCGUGAUCUUGUCGAGGUGGUUCCUGAACCCAUUAGCAAGUGGCAGGAUGUUGGACCCGACCACUUCAAUAUUUUGGAUGCUUUUUAUGCUGAACCGCAAAGGUACGCCUACACCUUUCAGAACUAUGUAUUUGUUACAAGGGUGAUGCAGGAAAGAGAGUCAUCUGGUGGAAUCAAGCCUCUUCGUUUGAUGGAGAGGAGUGUAUUCAGUGACAGGAUGGUUUUUGUACGCGCUGUUCAUGAAGCUAACUGGAUGAAUGAGAUGGAGAUCAGUAUUUAUGACUCGUGGUUUGAUCCUGUUGUGUCCUCCUUGCCUGGACUUAUUCCUGAUGGUUUCAUCUAUCUUAGGGCAAGUCCUGAUACUUGCCACAAGAGAAUGAUGUUAAGGAAGAGAGCAGAAGAAGGUGGUGUCACCCUGGACUAUCUCCGUGACCUCCAUGAAAAGCAUGAAAGCUGGUUAUUUCCCUUCCAAAGUGGUAAUCGUGGAGUAUUAUCAGUCAAUAAGCUGCCUCAUCAUAUUGACAACUCUUUACACCCUGAUAUAAGAGACCGUGUAUUUUAUCUGGAGGGUAAUCACAUGCACUCAAGCAUUCAGAAGGUUCCUGCAUUGGUUCUGGACUGUGAACCCAAUAUUGAUUUCAGCAAAGAUAUUGAAGCAAAGAGGCAAUAUGCACGCCAAGUUGCAGAGUUCUUUGAAUUUGUCAAGAAGAAGAAAGACGAUCCAUCCAAGGAAGCUGUUGAAGGUGAGAAGAAUAGCCAAGCCCAACCACAGGUGCUGCUACCUCAUGAAGGAGGCCUGUGGCUACCAGAUGGAAAGCCUUUUCCCCAAGCUAGCCUCAAACCUUUGGACUUCAGACGAGCAAUGUCAUUCAUGUCUGGCUAGUGGCUGAUAAACCCUGUGAUUCUGAUCAAUAUAUACUACUAAUGUCCCCAUGUUGACUUCAUGUUUUUCAUGCAUGUAAAGAUUUUAACUCCCGACCCUGACUGAUGUAAAGAUAGUGGUGGUAUUUAUGGUUGUCAAAUACUAUGCUAAUACUCUGUUUGCUUAGCUGUAGAUUGUUUUUCUUUCUUUGAUUAGAAAGAUGGUCUUUUAUAAUGUAUCAUUCUCUUUGAGCGCAUUAUUUUGCUCACUCCUUGUGUUUAUUAUAUUAUGAAUCUGUUCUCCCAAAUCUAGUUCUUUCAAGAAGUUUAUUAAAAGUGUGGUGGCUUUUAAGGAAAGUAUAGGAAUAUACAGGACUUGUUGAAGCGGUUGGGUUUUGGGAUCAUUAGUUUAUUUCGUUGCAACAGAGUUUUGGUUAUUGUUUUGGAAUUUUGCUGGUAGAAUUGAAAGAAAAGGAGUCCUAAUAUAACGGAGGGUGAAAUAUUUCCCACUCCCAUCAGAUUACCUUUUAUUAUUGUUUUCAAAGUUGGAUUGGUGAGCUGGUGAAGAAGAUAUUACUCUAUGAAUUACAAGUUUGAUUGUGACUGGGUUGUAGUCAAAUUAGUAAAAACUAGAUGUAUAUUUUUAACUAUGCUAGUUAAAUAAGAUUCAUAUUUAAGAUAAAAUCUGAUUCAAAUAUGAUCCGAUUUGAUUCUCCUCCCUAUUUUGUAAUUAUAUUAAGUUUGUAAUAAAGGCAGAAAGAAUUUUUAG
This is a messenger RNA of Abrus precatorius (Indian licorice), 2629 nucleotides long. RefSeq lists its product as uncharacterized. NCBI's taxonomy places the organism in Eukaryota, Viridiplantae, Streptophyta, Magnoliopsida, Fabales, Fabaceae. Gene Ontology annotation, molecular function: deoxynucleoside kinase activity. The record is from RefSeq and is a predicted model, not a curated record. Bases 206 to 1882 code for a protein of 558 amino acids. Gene Ontology annotation, cellular component: cytoplasm. The transcript has 5 exons.